AUGAGUGGUCAAGUGUGUUGGAUUCUUUUGACUAUUUUCUUUAUUAGUGUGGGAGCAGUCCCGUACGAUGAUGAUCGAGAUGACAUCGUCCGACCAUGUGACCGCGAUGACCUCGACUGCAUUAGGAAAUUCUUUGCCUCCAGACGUCAUUGCACCCCACCCCGUGGCCGUGUUCCCGACCCUUAUCUUCGUGAUAGCAAUAUCUUAAACUUUAUAGAUUUUAAUAUGACAGUCAUUGAUGUUAAUAGCCAUAUUCGUGGUUUGAAUGGAAAAAUUAACGAAUUCCAUUUAAAUAAACGGACAAAUCAAAUGGUGUUCGCCGUUUCGUUUAAAAAAAUUGAUGUCGCCACAGAGAAAUCUGUUGUAUACCAUCAUCGUAAAGGUCAAGUGCCAAUUGUAACCAGUGAUUGGUCCCGCGUAAUAUAUCGACGAACACUAAUAACUACCACUACUCCCUUAUUACCAACCAUUGACUUCCGGUAUACGGUAGUUAGUGCGUACAGUGAAGAAGGAAACCCAGCAUAUGGUUUCGGACCGGGAAUUUAUACACACCCAUCGCCCAUUGUGCAGAAGAAUAUAGCGUCCUAUAUUGCCAACCCUGAAUUGACUGUAAGGAAUGCUCUUGCAACCGAAGCAAGGUCAUUUAUUCGCAUCUUCGUUCAAAAUGUCAUUUGCGGCUACAACGUCGUCUUCAUCAACAAGAAUACGAGUAAUUUAAUAAUGACCGUAAACUUUAAAGCGAUAAGAAAAUACAAUGAAGUGAGUGACUUUUACUUCCAUCGUGUGGGCAAGGAGCCGUUGGUCACCAGUGACUUUUCAAACGUCACUUAUGGACCUACUAUAAUUACUGCAGUAAUACCAUUCAAACAUGGGCUGGAUCUUCAGAACGCAAUGAUAACCUCAUACAUCACUGAUGGGAACCCAUCGUAUACAAUCGGCCCUCGCGUGUAUGCAAAUCCUGAUCCAGAUCUCCAAAAUGUAUACGGUACCUUGAUCAACGAUACAGCCACCUCAACGCAAGAAGCAUUCUUCACCGAGGGUCCAUUUUUCUUCAGGACCUUCCUUCAAUAUACUAUAUGUGACUUUGGGAUCAGAGAAAAUUGA
Achroia grisella is the source of this 1104-nucleotide messenger RNA. RefSeq lists its product as uncharacterized. Gene Ontology annotation, cellular component: extracellular region. Gene Ontology annotation, molecular function: structural molecule activity. The coding region runs from base 1 to 1104 and encodes 367 amino acids. The transcript has 8 exons. NCBI's taxonomy places the organism in Eukaryota, Metazoa, Arthropoda, Insecta, Lepidoptera, Pyralidae. The record is from RefSeq and is a predicted model, not a curated record.